Molecule: messenger RNA, 2512 nt
Organism: Jaminaea rosea
Lineage: Eukaryota; Fungi; Basidiomycota; Exobasidiomycetes; Microstromatales
Exons: 1
Coding region: 360-2162 (600 amino acids)
Biological process (GO): regulation of transcription by RNA polymerase II
Cellular component (GO): nucleus
Molecular function (GO): DNA-binding transcription activator activity, RNA polymerase II-specific; RNA polymerase II transcription regulatory region sequence-specific DNA binding
Source: RefSeq, a predicted model, not a curated record
CCCAAAGGUUCGAGGCGAGCUCAGUGACGGCCUCUCGGUCUCGGUCAGCGACGGCUUCAAGGGCGCAUGAGUCGAAGCCAAGGCAGGCUUGGAGGCAGGCGCAAGCGCAGCAAGCGGCAGCAAGUUGUCCUAUCCCCCGCGAUAUCAUUCCACCUCGACUUCUUCGCAUUGAUCCCCACGCUACCAUCUCAACGUCGCAUCGCAUCGCCGCCUUACUCCCUUUGCGAUCGAGAUCAUACUCAUCUUCCCGCCGAGCGUUGUUGCGGCUACCCCUCGGGGUUAAAAACAAAGGACCGAUUCGUGAUCAUCGAAAUCGUACUGCCCCCCGCUCGAAUUCACCUUCGUGACUCAACGACAGGAUGGCUUCCUCGAACCAAAACUUCUAUUUCCCUCCCAGCCUGGGCGAGGCUGAAAAGACGCCCUCUGAUCAGACGUCGCCUGACAAGGACACCAACGUCAAUCAGCAGCCUACCUCCAUCCUCGCUGGCCUAAACGCAUUCGACGGCGAUGAAUCGACAGGAGCCGAUGCCGAGAGCACCGCCAGUGCCAACUUUGCCGACCAGCUCGCCCUCUGGACCAACGCCAAUUUCUCCUUCGAUGGGCCUACAGGCCAUGCUCUGCUCCUCGACGAGGACAAGGACGACGACCAGAACCAGCCCAGCGGGAGUGGGGGCAAUCAGAAUGGGCAGCAAAAUGGCGUUGCCCAAGGCAACGGGGGCGGCAACAAUGGCAAUGGCGACGUAGCUGGACAUGACGGCGUCCCUGCUGAGCCCACGCAUCGCGACCACAAGCAGCAGGCUGAUCAGCAUCAGCAGAGCCAGUACUUUGCUCCGCCUUCUUCUGCUGCGGGUGAAGGGCGUAGGCCUGGACGGAGUACGGGGUUCCGCGAUGAGCUUGCUCGUCGCAAUGCCGAGAACUCGACGCCAAAUGGUACCUCGGGCAAUGCUGGCGGCAGCGGAAACGGUAGCGGUGACUCAUCUCUGCCUUUCUCCGUAGGCCAGAACGCCUUCUCUGCGUUCAGCGCCAGCGACGAUGGUCGUCAACAGCAGCAGCAAGCGGCUCAGCCUCAACUUCAGUCCCAGCCUCAUCAGCAAGCUCAUCAGCAGCAGCAGCAACAGCAGCAGUCCGCCUCAUUCAAUGCUCUGGGCAAUUUCGGCGGUGUGCCGUCCAUGUCUCCUGACCUCUUGCAAGCCCUCGCCUUCCAACAACUCCUCUCCGGAGUGCAGAAUCCCUUCGCGCAGGGCAUGAUGGGUAUGAGCGGCUUCAAUCCUGCCUUUGGUGGAGCGGGCGGUUUUGGCGGCAUGGGGAUGCUCGGCCAGUUCAUGCCGAAUGCCGUGGAUGCUCAACAACAACAGCAGCAGCAGCAGCAGCAGCAACAGCAACACCGCUCUUCGUGGCAGUCACAGCGGGGUUCAUCCAAUACGCCGUCAGACGACGAGCUUGAGGACGACAGCGCGAAGCACACCAAGGCGUCCGGCUCCACCUCCUCCAAAGCGUCGGGCAAGAAGCGUCGCGUCUCCUCUGCAUCGGCAAGCAAGUCAGAGAAAGCCAAAGCGGCCGCUGAAGCUGCUGCAAUCGCCGCAGAAGAAGCAGAGAUUGGUCGUGCAGCCCGCGAGGAAAUCCCCCCUCUCCAGCUCAUCGACACGGGCAAUCCAGAGGCCGACGCAGAGGCCAAUCGCCUCGCCAUCGAAGAGGACAAGCGUCGCCGCAACACUGCUGCGUCCGCUCGCUUCCGUAUCAAGAAAAAGGCACGCGAGCAAGCGCUCGAGCAAACUACGAAGGAGCUCGAGGGCAGGGUGAGGGAAUUGGAGGAGCAGAACUCUGCGCUUACGACCGAGAACGGCUGGCUCAAGAGCCUCAUCACCAUCAGACCAGGAGGCAACGGUGUUGCGACCAACGCGAAUGCAUUGGGCGGAGGUGGUCUAGCAGGAGCUAUGGGCUUCGUCUCACCGCAAAUGGCCGCUGCAGCAGGCAUGAUGCCGCCUCACUUCAAGGACGCACAGCAACAACAGCAGAUGAUGAUGUUCGCCAAUGCUCAGAACGGCGAUGCGAGGGAUACUGGGCUGCGUCCUCGUGGCGUCGGCACGGCUGAGGCUGGUGGCUCUGGCUCUUCCUCUCAGCGAUCUCAGAACGGUAAAGGGAAGAGGGGACGCGACGAGUAGGCGAGCAAAGUCAGCUCUCCGCCGUCAUUUCGCCCGCCUCUGGCUCCUCCCCCACAAAAGUCUCACAUCAUCUACUAUCCCUUCCCAUCGUGUCACCCUUCGGUCCACCCCCUCUCCUCUCCCUCGCACUCCUUCCUCUAUAUCCUCUUCCCAUAGACGAUUCGUGUAUUUAGUCCAGUCCAACCUGUUCUCCUAGCUCUCAGUCCAACCUGGUUGUCAGAUCUCGUGUUUCUCUUUUGUCGUUUCUUCUGUAUCUCUUUACGACCUCCAACAGGUCACCUCAAGGUCUCCAACAGACCUUCUUUUAAUCAUUCAGCCAGAUCACUCGUAGACAUCAGCGUUGCGUGAGG